GAGCCAGCAGCGGGAGCCGCAAUCGCAGCUCCGGAGCAGCGCCGGGAGCGCGGCCGGAGCGUCGUGGGCUCCCGAACACCAUGGCCGAGUUCCCGUCGAAAGUGAACACGAGGACCAGCAGCCCCGCGCAGGGAGUGGGAGCGUCGGUUUCUGCGCUGCGCCCGGACCUGGGCUUCUUGCGAUCCGCCCUCGGGGUGCUCGCGCUACUGCAGCUGGUGCUGGGUCUGCUGGUAUGGGCCUUGAUUGCUGACACUCUGUACCACCUGUAUCCUGCCUAUGGCUGGGUCAUGUUUGUUGCUGUCUUCCUGUGGCUGAUGACAAUCGUGUUCUUCAUCAUCUACCUGUUCCAGCUGCACAUGAAAUUAUACAUGGUGCCCUGGCCGUUGGUGUCAAUGAUCUUUUUCGUUGCUGCCACGGUUCUCUACAUUACUGCCUUUAUCACUUGCGCUGCAGCGGUUGAUUUGACAUCCCUGAAGGGCUCCCGGCUAUAUAACCAGCGCUCAGCUGCCUCUUUUUUUGCUUGCCUGGUGAUGAUUGCCUACGGAGUGAGUGCUUUCUUCAGCUUCCAGGCCUGGCGAGGAAUGGGCAGCAAUGCGGCCACGAGUCAGAUGGCUGGGGGCUACUCUUAGGCCAACCGUGUUGUAGCCUAAGCUACGGCUGAGUCUGAGCACCGGGUUACCCCCAAUCUUACGGACUCAAGCUCUCCAGCACUCCUGAGGGCCAGGCUCAAGCAAGCACAGAAGAGCUGCCUAGAACCAGCAGUGGGGACCCCCCGCCCCAUUCCACAGAAGGUGAUGGGGGAUGUGGGCUCUCAUGGCUCUGCCUUAUCCAAGGACUUCAGUAACCCAGGCUGGGCCACCCUUCUCACCAGCACUAAAUGCACUAACAGAGAGAGCUUCAGCCUCCUUCCUGCCAUAGUAUAAGCCUAACAAACGACACGUUAUUUUUGUUCCAGGAGAAGCUAGGCAAGCCCACAGACUGUUCUGGUCUCACCCUCCCCUUCCUUGCCCCAAGCCUGUAGAGAGACUUUUAUAGGAAGAGUUGGGAUUUUGGACUGAACUAUUUCAAUUGGUUCUAAUGGUGGACAGCCUUGCUAUGUCCUCCCUCUUGUGUAACUCCCUCUUUGGGAAAGCUAGUUCAGGGUGCUUCCCCCAGGCUGCUGAUGAGGAAUAAGGGACUUCCAGAAGGGGGAGAAGGAAGCAGGGCUUUGCUUGCUGAGUUGUCAUGGAGUUGGUGACUUUAGUUUGGAACUUUUUUUUACAAUUAAAUAAAAAUAAGAGGUGUCUAUU
Molecule: messenger RNA, 1289 nt
Organism: Phodopus roborovskii (desert hamster)
Lineage: Eukaryota; Metazoa; Chordata; Mammalia; Rodentia; Cricetidae
Gene: Pllp
Product: plasmolipin
Exons: 4
Coding region: 81-629 (182 amino acids)
Biological process (GO): myelination
Cellular component (GO): membrane
Molecular function (GO): structural constituent of myelin sheath
Source: RefSeq, a predicted model, not a curated record